AUGUGCCUGUCCUCCGGCUCCUCUGAGGGCUCCGGCUCCGGCUCCGACGAGCAGGGAGGCGGCUCCGACUCUGACUCCGAGGACAUCAACGUCGACGAACAGGGCCGGCCCGCCAUCGGCGGAUCGAUCGACCUCUCGACCCGGGUCUUUGACGGCGCGCUGCCCUCCGGCGCCGACCCCGGGCCGCUCAUCGCCGACUGCGAGGCCGUCUUCACGGCGCGGGCGACCGGCGCGGGCGAGGGGCUCUCCUCCGGAGCCACUUUUUGGGUGGCGGCCAACGCGAAGCCGAAAACGGCGCUCGAGCGGCUCGCGUUGCAAAUCUUUGCGCAUCACGCGGCCGGCGCGGAGUACGACCCGUCGCGCUCGGGCGCCGAGUGGUGGACGGUCGUCAUCGACGAUACCGACGACGCCGACCAGGGGCUGCUGCUGCACCCGCACCUCGCCACCGUCACCUACCUCGCCUGCCCAGCGGCGGCGGCGCCGACGCUGGUGCUGGAGCGGCCGUCGCCGCUGCUCGCGACGGAGACCGCCCCACCGCCGUGCGGCGCGCCUUGGGGCGCCGAGCCGCUGGGCAAGAAGCUGGCGAAGAGGCUGGCGGCCCCCGCCUCGACCUCGCUCAUCCUCCGGGAGGCGACCCUCUCGCGCGGCGCCGCCGUCGGGCCGCGCGGCGCGAGGAUGCAGCUCGCGCUGCCUUGGCCGACGGAGGCGGUCGCCGCCGCCGCCGCCGCGGACGGGUUUGCGCGGGUGGCCUUUUCGGACGGGGCGGGCGCGGUGCUGGCGCCGGCGCCCAAAGCGGCGGCGCGGGAGAGAGCCGGCGGCAAGCGCCGAUCCCGCGACAAGGGCGGGGAGUCGCGGGCGGCAGCCGAGCCCGCGGCGAGGCGCGCGAGGGGACGGGACGCGGCGACGGCGAGGCGGUGA
This is a messenger RNA of Emiliania huxleyi CCMP1516, 918 nucleotides long. RefSeq lists its product as hypothetical. The transcript has 4 exons. The record is from RefSeq and is a predicted model, not a curated record. Bases 1 to 918 code for a protein of 305 amino acids. NCBI's taxonomy places the organism in Eukaryota, Haptophyta, Isochrysidales, Noelaerhabdaceae.